Molecule: messenger RNA, 1141 nt
Organism: Sarcophilus harrisii (Tasmanian devil)
Lineage: Eukaryota; Metazoa; Chordata; Mammalia; Dasyuromorphia; Dasyuridae
Gene: RHOC
Product: ras homolog family member C
Exons: 5
Coding region: 129-710 (193 amino acids)
Biological process (GO): small GTPase-mediated signal transduction
Cellular component (GO): neuron projection
Molecular function (GO): GTP binding; GTPase activity
Source: RefSeq, a predicted model, not a curated record
CCCCCACCUCCCCGGACCGCCCCCUCCCCGAGGCUGCGCUGAAGGAGGGCGAGGCGGCCCCCACCCCCGGGUCAGUCUUCGCCCAGUGCUGAGACUACGCGGCGCGGAGCGGAGCCCGAGCUCCAGCCAUGGCUGCGAUCCGCAAGAAGCUGGUGAUUGUGGGGGAUGGGGCCUGUGGAAAGACCUGCCUCCUCAUUGUCUUCAGCAAGGACCAGUUCCCCGAGGUCUAUGUCCCCACGGUCUUCGAGAACUACAUCGCCGACAUCGAAGUGGACGGCAAACAGGUGGAGCUGGCACUGUGGGACACAGCCGGGCAGGAAGACUAUGACCGACUCCGGCCACUCUCUUACCCCGACACUGAUGUCAUCCUCAUGUGCUUCUCCAUUGAUAGCCCAGACAGCCUUGAGAACAUCCCUGAGAAAUGGACCCCAGAAGUCAAGCACUUCUGUCCCAAUGUGCCCAUCAUCCUGGUGGGGAAUAAGAAGGACCUGAGACAGGACGAGCACACCCGGAGAGAGCUGGCCAAGAUGAAGCAGGAACCCGUGAGGUCAGAGGAGGGCCGGGACAUGGCCAAUCGCAUCAGCGCCUUUGGCUACCUCGAGUGUUCUGCCAAGACCAAGGAAGGGGUCCGGGAAGUGUUCGAGAUGGCCACCCGGGCCGGCCUGCAGGUCCGGAAGAACAAGCGGCGACGGGGCUGCCCUCUGCUCUGAGGCCCCCCCACCCCCACCCAGUCUACACCGACGGACUCCAAAUAGUUGUUGGUCCUUCCUGCUCAAGGCUGCGUGUGUUCUAAUGUUCUGCUCUUGAGAGUGGGGAAGGUCCUUUAGGGGAAAGGGACCCUCGGUAUCCUCGUGGGUGUCAGAGCUUAGCGCUUGCUCCCAUCUGAAAUAGGACUGUGCUUUUCAUGUUCAGGAUGCAGGGGUGGGGGUGAGGGACUUCCCUGUCUGUGCUGCCCUCCCUAAGGUUCGCCCACCAGCAUUUUUUACAUAUAACUAGUUCUGGAGCCUAGUUCUUUCAGUACCUCCCCUCCAGGGAGCCUUCUUCCCCACCCCCACCCUCCACUUUAGGUUGGGCCGAGGAUUAUUUUCUCAUUGUUCUUCCUCAUGGAAGACGGUCAAUAAAAGUCUAUAGGGGCUCUCAA